GUGUGCAGUAUAUAUGAUUGUUCCGGCCUGUUUAGAACAUCCGAGCUUUCUGGCCAUACAUUUAUGACGAUCGGUUGGCCCAAUCCAUCCCCGUAUGUUCACUGGUACUUCAUCUCACUUUUACUUGCUUAGCUUUCUUUCAAUUCUUCUCCUAUGGGCGGUACAAUUGAUCCUGCGUCCAAGUACUGGUCAUAAUAAACAAAAUGAAGUUGUACAAUCAGGUCUACAAAGCUACAUCUGUGCGCGUCGAUUGAUUCUUACUUCCAUCCUAUAACAAUAUUAUUGGGAUCAUAAUUCCACACCGCAUCAGAACGUCGGUCCCACGCCAGAAGCCUGGCUUUCC
Molecule: messenger RNA, 343 nt
Organism: Hyaloscypha bicolor E
Lineage: Eukaryota; Fungi; Ascomycota; Leotiomycetes; Helotiales; Hyaloscyphaceae
Exons: 1
Coding region: 95-274 (59 amino acids)
Source: RefSeq, a predicted model, not a curated record